Cyphellophora europaea CBS 101466 is the source of this 843-nucleotide messenger RNA. RefSeq lists its product as uncharacterized. The coding region runs from base 1 to 843 and encodes 280 amino acids. The record is from RefSeq and is a predicted model, not a curated record. The transcript is spliced from 4 exons. NCBI's taxonomy places the organism in Eukaryota, Fungi, Ascomycota, Eurotiomycetes, Chaetothyriales, Cyphellophoraceae.
AUGUCGGGCCGUGGCGAUGCUCGUCGCGGCCGCCGGUCCCCACCACCCUCUGACUCUGAAGACGAGUCUCUUACCCACAUUCAGUGUUGGAUCCCCGCCGCUAGCAUAGACCUCGUCGUCCUAGCCAUUUAUCUCAAAGAGUUCAUUGACGAUACAGCCACCAUCAAACCAUCGCCAAACCCUCAGGAUACAUCGAAACAGGGUUACACGAUUGGAGCAAGGAACACGUUGAGUGUGUCAGGCUGUCGCGACAUCAUCGAGGACUCCCGGACUUGGGAGAAGGAGAAGCAGAGCAGGGAUUACCGCAAGGAUCCUUACCCGUACAACGAUUCAGACACCUGGUACAAUAGGCGGAAAAAGGGAGCCAGUCCCGGGCACACCAACCCUAGGCGACGACGAAGACCUGCUGGAGAGGUUGCCGACGCCGCAGCACGGGCAAGCAAAGCAGUUGGGGCCCGACACCGGGAUCCAGAUCCUGAGCCUCCGCCCCGCCCUUCCAACCCCCCACCAGAUGUUCUGAAAGAAAGCAGAAUACCCAAACCGGGACUCGAAACGUCUAUGAAAAAGUUAAGCAUUGCGACUCCCGACAGCAAAGAUAUGUCACGUGAAAGCCUGAGCAAGAGAACGGUAACAAAUGAAGAGCCUAGGGAAGAAGCAAACAGAGGGGCGCGGGUGCAGCCUAAUACAAGUAGCACCAGGCACAGGGACAAGGCCGACAGCGAUAUCAGGUCAACAACCACAUCGGGUUGGCGAGAACGUGAUCGGCAUACUGUUGACGACGAUGACGUGCGUUCGACGAUGUCAAGUGCCCGAAGAGACCCCCGGGAUCGUCACCGAACGUAG